This is a messenger RNA of Neoarthrinium moseri, 543 nucleotides long. RefSeq lists its product as uncharacterized. The record is from RefSeq and is a predicted model, not a curated record. The coding region runs from base 1 to 543 and encodes 180 amino acids. NCBI's taxonomy places the organism in Eukaryota, Fungi, Ascomycota, Sordariomycetes, Amphisphaeriales, Apiosporaceae. The transcript has 2 exons.
AUGCACCCUCAAGUUGACCAGCUCAACUCGAUGCGCAUGACCAAGCUCAAGGAGGCGGCGGAAGCACAGGCCAAACAGGUUAUGACUGGUGUGAGAUGUGUCUACAUGAAUACCACUUUGAAACCUGACAAAUCUACCUUGCAAGCCGCUGCCGACAUUUUUAGUGUAGCCUUGGACAAAGUCAUACUUAUCGAGGGCAUGGUCUUCUCCUUCACUUUACAGCCAUACCCGCUAUCGCUCCUAGAACAAAUGGCGCCCGCCGGUGGCAAUGUGCUUGGCCUUGGCCCUGUUGAUGGGCCGUUGGUAUCAGUACUUAUACUCAUGUAUUGGAAGAACAAGAACGAUUAUGAGACAGCUGUCAGCCGGCCUAGAGGAGUCAUUGAGGAAAUUGACAAGGCCGCUGCUGCGAGAGGUACAAACGUCCCAUUCAAGUACUUGAAUUAUGCUUUUGACCUCCAAGAUCCCAUUGGUUCUUAUGGUAUUAAGAACCAAGAGAAGCUUCACAAUGCAAGUCGAAAGUAUGACCCAGAAGGUCUGUUUUAG